CUGUCAUGCAACACAUAAUUGUACCAUACAAUCAAAGAAAUAUUGGAACAGUUUGCGCGCCAAUCAAACAUUCGUCAUUACCAUCUUCUCAAUCUAUUGUGAAGCAAUAGAUUAAUGCUUCGCGUUAUUCGUCCCGCUGUCUCACGGCGCUAUCUAUCAACAAUCAUGGCAUCUAAUACUCCAUAUGAAGAUAUCAUUCGCACUCGGCUGACAGAAGAGUUGAAACCUACCCGUCUUGAAAUAUUCAAUGAUUCAUCCAAACACUCACAUCACCAAGCUAUGGCUGGCUCAACGUCUCACGAGACCCAUUUUCGAGUCGAGAUCGUAUCGGAAGCGUUCACCAAAAAGAUGCAACCUGCAAGACAUAGAAUGGUGUAUGCUUUACUGAAAGAGGAGAUGGCAAAAGAAGGUGGCAUUCACGCUUUACAGCUGAAGACGAGGACACCCGAUGAAGAAGAACGGCAGAAGGCAAAGGAGGAGGGAGAGGACAAGGGAGCGGUUGUUGCUGAGGCAAGUGGACCUUAGUAGAGAGAUUUGAUGUUUUAUCUGGUGAUCGAGAUGCUUCCUUCGAGACAUCAUUACAAAACAGCAGAUUGGGAGGUCAAAGGAAACAGCUGUGAAGCUGUGUGUUUAUGCUAUUGCUUGGUUGUGGAGUUAAAGGCAGAUUUGAACAUACAGAGCGAACACAUUGAGCGAAAGAUUGCAGCGUUUCGUUUCAUGAAAAUCUAAGCAUACACAUUACCUAGACCAUUUCAGUCGGCUCCUCGAUGGCUAAAUUCUCACUUUGGUCAAAGUUAUUUGCGCUCAAAAACGAACAUAGAUUUUCCAAGAUAAUUAGUCUAAGAUG
Botrytis deweyae is the source of this 847-nucleotide messenger RNA. RefSeq lists its product as uncharacterized. NCBI's taxonomy places the organism in Eukaryota, Fungi, Ascomycota, Leotiomycetes, Helotiales, Sclerotiniaceae. The record is from RefSeq and is a predicted model, not a curated record. The transcript has 2 exons. Bases 115 to 525 code for a protein of 136 amino acids.